AUGCGGGAACGCUCGAACUCUUGGAAGGCUGCCCAGCAGAAAAAGAAGAGGGAGGCACGUCGUAAACUGCGUGAAGUUAGAGGUUAUAACCCAGAUGCUCAUCGAGAGAAGGAUGCUGAACGGGCCACGGGUAGAGCAUCGAAAAAGGCUAAGGAAGUGUACAGGAAGCACGCACGCAAGUACGGGGAGUUCCUUAUGGAGGUGAAGAACAUGCAUGAAGGCUUUAGGCUCGAAGAGGGAUAUCCAGCCCCAACGCUCGAAAGACUCAAGCAAUACAUGCGAUGGUUCAUUGAAUCUACGAAGGACCGGCUUGACCCUGAUGGUCGGCCAACAAUGAAAUCGACUCAACCACGCCGGAAAUUUCGUUCCAGGCUUUUUCCUGACUGGCAACGUAUCCCUGAAUGUGAUGCUGCCGAUCUUUAUAAUAAGGAUUUGGUCCAAGACCGCACCAAUAAAGCAAUUAAAAGGCAAAAGUUUGAUCUGAAGCUUUGCGAUUUUGAACGAGCUAUGACGGCUCUGUGGGAGACUGAUGAUAUCAGAAAUUCGAGCGAGGUCUCCGUUAUGAGAACAUUCGACUUGUCUUAUUCCGUGCUGUCGAUGCCCCUUGGAGACUUGGAUUUCGACUUGAAUAUCGACUUGAUCAACAGUGGGCCAAGAACAACAUAG
Molecule: messenger RNA, 666 nt
Organism: Aspergillus lentulus
Lineage: Eukaryota; Fungi; Ascomycota; Eurotiomycetes; Eurotiales; Aspergillaceae
Source: RefSeq, a predicted model, not a curated record